GGAGGCCACACUCUGUCACAGAUCCAGCGGCUGAGGGAGGCAGGAAACUGACGGACAGCAAUGAUACGGACGCUGUGUUUUAUCUGGUCUCUGGCAACGUGGCUGGGCUCUGGAGAAUCCCAGACUCUGACUCAGCCUCCGACCGUGUCGGUGAGUCCAGGAGCCACGGCCUCGCUGAAUUGUGACAUCGGAACGAAGGAUAACGAUUAUGUAGGUUGGUACAAGCAGACACCGGGAACAGUUCCACAGUGGAUCCUAUACUACCAUCACUCGAUCAGCGCCCCGACCUACGGGCCUGGGUUUAGCAGCGACCGUUUCACGUCGACAGUCAACAGCGCCGGCACCGUUUACCAGUUAAACAUUAAAAAUGUGGAGCUAAAUGACGCUGCGGUCUAUUACUGCGGAAAGUGGAUUCCAUCGGUCAGUUAUAACAUGUUCGGCCCUGGGACCAAGCUCUUUGUUACAGAUCGGCAGCUCCCGGACCCUUCAGUGAAACUGCUUGGGCCGUCAGCCGAGGAGAUCUCCGCUAAAGGAUCGGGCACCUUAGUUUGCCUGGUCAGUAAAUUGUCGAUCGGCUUCCCUGUCGUCAGCUGGACAGUGAACGACAGUCCGACGAGCAGUGAGGUGCAAACCAGCGGGGUGACUCAGAACGCGGACAAAACCUUCAGUCUCAGCAGCUACCUGACGGUGCCCGGCGCAGACUGGAGCAGUGGGAAGAGGUACUCCUGCUCAGUUCAACAAGGAGCAGCCUCGACAAUAUCCGCAACAGUCACACAAUCCAGCUGUUAAACAGAGCGCGGCUUCGGCCUUGUUUGCUCCGAAAAACAGAAAGUAACCUUUUGUUUUGCUUUUUUCACUCUCUCUACCACACUUUUCACUGUACUCCGAAUUUCUGAUCAGUUCUGUGGUUUCCACCGUAUUUUUUAAAAUAUUUGCACCCGAGGCUGACUUUGUUCCGUUUCACCCUCCGAGAAGCUACGUGGAGUAAAAGUGACCUGUUACUCGUCAUUAUUAGAAAUACCGGCUUGUGAAUUGUUUUCUCUGUUACCAGGGAUGGAUCUAAAUAAAAUUAUUAAUGAAUGUGCUAAUGAUUUCUCAUCAGUAUCAGACUGACAGAUGGUAACUGCCACAGACUGCUAAUAAAGAUGUUCAGUGCAGGAA
This is a messenger RNA of Mobula hypostoma (lesser devil ray), 1161 nucleotides long. Its product is annotated as immunoglobulin lambda-1 light chain-like. The record is from RefSeq and is a predicted model, not a curated record. Bases 61 to 789 code for a protein of 242 amino acids. The transcript has 3 exons. NCBI's taxonomy places the organism in Eukaryota, Metazoa, Chordata, Chondrichthyes, Myliobatiformes, Myliobatidae.